This is a messenger RNA of Passer domesticus (house sparrow), 2736 nucleotides long. It is a transcript of the gene WASF1, whose product is annotated as WASP family member 1. The record is from RefSeq and is a predicted model, not a curated record. The transcript is spliced from 9 exons. Gene Ontology annotation, biological process: positive regulation of Arp2/3 complex-mediated actin nucleation; actin cytoskeleton organization. NCBI's taxonomy places the organism in Eukaryota, Metazoa, Chordata, Aves, Passeriformes, Passeridae. Gene Ontology annotation, cellular component: lamellipodium; SCAR complex; cytoskeleton. Gene Ontology annotation, molecular function: actin binding; Arp2/3 complex binding; protein kinase A regulatory subunit binding. Bases 246 to 1982 code for a protein of 578 amino acids.
CAUACAAAGAGCAACUUUGUUGUAUCAGCAGGUAUCAUAAUGUGGAGACAGUGCAGCAAAAGAUGGUUCUGGUUGAAAAGAAGCCUGAGUUUACCUGGAUGCUUGCAGACCAGCAGUGAAGAGUCUGUGGUCAACACAUACAAAAUAACAUCUGCAUUAGUAACACUUCUCUUUUUAUAGAACAGGUGUAAGUUUAUGCAAAAAAAGUACCUAAGUUCUACUGCACUCUUUUCCUCAGCAAUAACAUGGAGAAGUUGUCAUUGGGGUUUGCUGGUCCUCUGAUACAUUUCAGAAUGCCGCUGGUAAAGAGGAACAUAGACCCCAGGCACUUGUGCCACACAGCUCUGCCCCGAGGUAUCAAGAAUGAGUUGGAAUGUGUCACCAAUAUUUCCUUGGCAAAUAUAAUCAGACAACUGAGUAGCCUAAGUAAAUAUGCUGAAGAUAUAUUUGGUGAACUUUUCAAUGAAGCACACAGUUUCUCAUUUAGAGUCAACUCCUUACAAGAGCGUGUAGAUCGCUUGUCUGUCAGUGUUACACAGCUCGAUCCAAAGGAAGAGGAAUUGUCACUGCAGGACAUUACAAUGAGAAAAGCUUUCCGGAGUUCCACGAUUCAAGACCAGCAGCUGUUUGACCGCAAAACUCUGCCAAUUCCUUUGCAAGAAACUUACGACAUCUGUGAGCAGCCUCCUCCACUUAACAUUCUCACCCCUUACAGGGAUGAUGGAAAAGAGGGUUUGAAGUUCUAUACCAAUCCUUCGUAUUUCUUUGAUCUGUGGAAGGAAAAAAUGUUGCAGGACACAGAGGACAAAAGAAAAGAAAAGAGGAAGCAGAAGCAGAAAAAUCUAGAUCGCCCUCACGAACCAGAGAAAGUGCCAAGGGCACCUCAUGACAGACGGAGAGAGUGGCAGAAGCUAGCCCAAGGUCCAGAGCUCGCAGAAGAUGAUGCUAACCUCUUACAUAAGCACAUUGAAGUUGCUAAUGGCCCAGCUUCACAUUUUGAAUCAAGAUCCCAAGCAUACGUGGACCACAUCGACGGGUCCUAUUCCCUGUCUGCCUUGCCCUACAGCCAGAUGUCCGAGCUGCUGAGCCGAGCCGAGGAGCGCGUGCUGGUCAGGCCCCACGAGCCGCCGCCGCCGCCCCCCAUGCACGGCGCGGCCGAAGGGAAGCCUGUGCCCCCCUGCGUCAGUUCUACUCCUGGCUUGGUAGAAAAUCGUCCUCAGUCACCAGCAACAGGCAGAACACCGGUGUUUGUGAGCCCCACUCCUCCUCCUCCACCACCACCACCUCUUCCAUCCGCUUUGUCGACUUCAUCAUUAAGAGCUGCAAUGACUUCCACCCCUCCACCCCCAGUCCCACCCCCACCACCCCCUCCCACAGCUGCUCUGCAGGCCCCAGCUGUGCCACCUCCGCCAGCUCCUCUCCAGAUAGCUCCAGGAGUUCUUCAUCCAGCUCCACCUCCAGUUGCUCCUCCCCUAGCACAGCCCUCUCCCCCGGUCACUAGAGCUGCCCAGGUGUGCGAAGCUCUGCCCGUUCACCCAGUUCCUCCACAAGCUGAAGUACAGGGACUUCCUCCACCACCCCCACCUCCUCCCCUGCCACCUCCUGGCAUUCGACCCUCCUCCCCUGUCACAGUUGCAAACCUUUCCCACCCUCCUCCUGUUCUGCACCCUCCUCCCACAACCAUUGUCCCUGGCACUCAUGCACCCAUAAUGCCUCCAUCUCCACCAUCCCAAGUGAUUCCUGCUCCUGAGCCCAAGCGCCAUCCUUCAACUCUUCCUGUGAUCAGUGAUGCUAGAAGCGUUCUGCUGGAAGCAAUACGGAAAGGUAUUCAGCUCCGCAAAGUCGAAGAGCAGCGGGAGCAAGAAGCCAAGCACGAGCGCAUUGAGAACGAUGUUGCCACCAUCCUCUCCCGUCGCAUCGCUGUGGAAUACAGUGAUUCAGAAGAUGAUUCAGAAUUUGAUGAAGUAGAUUGGCUAGAGUAAAUUUGUUACAUUGCUGUACACUGCAAAAUCGAAUGCUAAUGUCCAUUGUGGUGCUUGUUCUUUGGAAGUUUGAUGGUCAUUUCUAGUGUUUUUUGUAUUCUUUUCUUAACAUAAUUAAUCCAUGUUUUUCUACUUUUCAGUUUACAAAGAGCUCCUAGUGCAUCUUCAAAACUAAAUGUUUUACAGUGGCUUUUCUUACACAUCUCUUUUGGAAGAACAUACUUUGUUCCAAUAGACCACUAAGUAUUAAGCAUGGGCAGCUGUUGGUAGAGUAGCAGUUUCAAUUUUUUGGCAUAUCUUAACUGUGCACUUUGUGAAUUUUAAGUUGAUGAAGGCAACUGAGAUUGACAUUCCAAGGGCAGCUGUAUGUACUAAUGAGCCUUAUUCCACUUCUGAUAGUGUUUUAAAACAUUAAACCUAGCUAUCAAAAUAUCACUGCCUCGAUCACACCUGUACACUAAAAGUACAUAUAGUUAGCAGCACUGAACACACUGAAAAGCAAAUGGAUCUUUGGGGGGGUUUAUUAUUGUUUUAUUGUUGUUUUUAAAUAAUUAUGGCCUUAUUUGAAUGUUUAGAGAUUCCCCUUCCCUUCUUCCCUCCCAGGUACAUAUUGUGUGGUACUAUUUUUGCCUGCAUAAUAAAAGUUUAAAGUUUUUUUUUUUCCUUGUGAAAUCUUUUGACUUAAACAUGCUGUGUAACUUAUGUAACUGUUAAAAUAACAGUUUGAUUUAAUAAAUGGUUCAUUUUAAAUGUU